GCGCACGCCGGGCGGGCUGAGAGGAUGACAAGAUGGCGACAGCGAUGUACCUGGAACAUUACCUGGACAGUAUUGAAAAUCUUCCUUGUGAACUUCAGCGGAUCUUCCAUCUGAUGCGGGACUUGGAUCAGAGAACUGAAGAUAAAAAGGUAGAGAUCGACAAAUUGGCAACUGAAUAUAUUUCAAACGUCAAGAGCCUGUCCUCGGAUCAACGAGUGGACCAUCUGAAGAAGAUUCAGCUAGCCUACAAUAAAUGCAGAGAAUAUAGUGAUGACAAAGUGCAGCUAGCAAUGGAGACAUAUGAAAUGGUGGGUGGUCUAUUGGACUGCAGGGGAAUCUAAGGUGCAUUCAUUUUUGAUUCGGAGUAAAAAGGCAGGACUUUCCCUCAAAAGUACAGUAAAACUCUGGUAAUCCGGUGUCCAAUUAUUCGGAGGUCCUGAUUAUUCAGCAACUGGCUCACUCAUUAGCAUCAGGAACUGAAUGAGUCUUUUCUAGUCUGUUUCGACAUUUUCUGCGCUGCCAAAUGCCAAGUGCAUUGCUGAGUGUUGUUUAGUUUACGCCGUAUCUUUAUUUUUUCAAGCCACCCUCAAUUCAUAAUGGAUUUUAAUAUGAGUAAUGAUGGUAGGGAUGGUAAAAGUGUAAAAAGGAAGCAUGUGACUCUAACAAUACAUCAGAAAUUGGAGAUCAUUAAACGGCUUGAGGAAGGUGAGAAUCGUCAUGUUAUCAUGGGAGAAUACAACAUUGGAUCAUCUACAAUAUAUGACAUCAAGAAACGGAAAGGCGAAUUGCAGUUAUUUCUAGCUGAGUCUGAUACCACUAAAGGAAUUGAUGCACGGCAUACCUUGAAAAAGCCAAAGUUGUCUCAGUUAGAUUCCGCUUUGUAUAAGUGGUUUCUUACUAAGCGUUCUGAAGGGAAGCAAAUAACUGGACCUAUGCUCAUUGAAAAAGCAAAAGACUUUCAUCAGGAAAUGAAGCUAACUGAGCAAUGCGCAUUUUCUGAAGGUUGGCUUCGUAACUUUAAAGAUCGUCAUGGUAUUCGUAAGCCGUCUGUUUCAGGAGAGCCCAAGUCAGCUAAUCAUACAUUUGCAGAGGACUUUGGUGAAUUUUUUAAGCCUUUAAUUCAGAAACAUAAAUUGUCACCCGACCAAGUUUACAAUGCGGAUGAAACAGGGCUAUUAUGGCGCUGUUUGCCAAACAGUAUGUUAGAUGGUGGAGAUGAAAAAUGUGCUCAGGGUUUUAAACGAAAUAAGGACAGGAUCGCAGUCCUUGUUUGUGGUAAUGCUUCUGGUAGACAUAAACUGAAACUUUUUGUUGUUGGUAAAUACAAGAAGUCUAGAGCUUUCAAUGGUAUCACUUAUUUACCCGUUGUCUAUGAUGCUCAAGAAAAUGCCCGGAUGACUGCGGAGCUCUUCAAAGAGUGGUUUUUUCAUCAUUUUGUUCCAGAGGUCAAAGAAAAUUUUAAAAGGCUGGGCUUGCCUGAAGAUAGUACAGCUAUUCUUCUAAUAGAUAAUUGUAAGGCACACCAUCCUGCUUCAGAACUUGUUUGUGGCAAUAUUUCUGCUGAGUACCUGCCUGCCAGUGUCACAUCACUCAUCCAACCAAUGGAUCAGGGGGUAAUUCAGAGAUUCAAAACUGCUUACAAGGGAUCUUUCAUUCGCAAAUUGCUGAAUUCUAAUUGCAUUGUACAAGAUUUUCAAGCUUCAUUUAAUCUUAAAGAUGCUAUUUAUGCUGCAGCUUUAGCAUGGAAGGAUGUCUCAAGUAUAAUCUUGCAAAGAUCGUGGAGGAAAAUAUGGCCUAGUGUAAAAUUUGGGCGAUAUUAUUUAAAGGAAGAAGAGUUUGAGGGAAUCAGUGCUAGACAAACUGGACUCGGAGACAUUUUGAAAAUAAUGGAAGAGGCUCCAACUGAGAAUCCUGUCAGCAAACUUACAGAAGAAGAAAUGGAGGAAUGGUUUGAUGAAGAUGGGGACCCAGAAGUAGUUGAAAUUGUAACAGAUGCACAGAUAAUUGACAUGGAUUUUAAUCUUAAUAAGGUCAAGGUAAUGGAAGAAGAGGAAAAUUAUGAGGGACAAGAAGGAGGAACUAGAUACACCUGGCAUCAGGCUACAGAAUUUAUAACAAAGUUUGUGGAAUUUGCAGAGUACAACAGCCAGUACAGUGCUGCAGAAGUAAUGAACUUGCAUAUUAUACUGAACAAUUUCUAUGAGAAAAAAGCAGCAUCAAAUAAACAGGCAGACCUCAGAGACAUGUUCAAGAAAGCAAUCAAGAAAGCAGGUCCCUGUAGCCCUACUCCUUCGACUUCUUCUACACCAGAUCUAAUUAUUGUUUCUGAUAUCAAGCCUAAGACUGAAUAUUGAAGACAACCUUGAUGACCAAUUGCUUGUGGCUGAUUAGUAGUGCAGCUGGUUUGAAGGAUUUAAUUUUUCUCUAUUUUAUAAGUACAGUACUGUACAUUAAGCAGAACUGAAAAUGUGUAUUUUUAUGUAUGAUCACAGUACUGUAACUUAUUACGAACUGAAAAUAGUUUAAGUUGUGAUUGAUGGAUAAGUACAGUAUACACUAUUGUUUAAAUGCUGUUAAAUAAGUUUCAUACUAAUAUGCUGCCAUGGAUAACUUCUGAAGUCAUCUCUACAAUAUUGGUGAGUAGACCGUGGUGCUGUACAUUAUAUGGAAUUUAUUGCUUUACUAUCAUUACUUUAUUAUGGCAAAUCAGUACAGUAUUACAAUAUUUUGUAGCCCACAUUAAAUUAGAUAAAGUAUAUGUAUUUACUGUAUUACAAAUAUUAUGCUACUGUGUAACGUGUAAAAAAAAGUGAAAUAAAAGCGUGUUGGUGUAACAUACAAUGGUCCGGAAAAUCUGCUCGUCCAGCACCACCAAACCCCUGAGGUGCCAGAUUAUCUGAGUUUUACUGUAAAUAGCUACCACGUACAAAAUCUUCGAAAGUACAGGGUUUGAUGGCCAAUGAUUUAAUCAUGGAACAUGCAAUGAUAAAAACCUUAAGGAAUACUUCCUUAAUAUAAGAGGUCUAUAUCUGGCAUUUUCCCAAGUCCUAACAGACAUUACAUGAAACAGAAAAAAAGCAGAUUUCAUGAGUGUAAUACCUACACACAUUUUCUGAGCAUUUACAAGAGCGCUGUAAACAAAAUUUGACAUGCACAAGGAGAUAUUAAGCCCGAUUAAAAUUAUAAGUUUUACGAAGCAAUUUAUACAAGAAAAGAGAUGGGGAGAUGUAGGGAAGACUUUCAAAAGCCUGGGGGAUCGACAGCUAAAAUCAUAGCAGUAGUGAGAAUGAUAAAAUUCAGAUAUGAUUCAGGCCAGAAUUGAAACAUAUUCAUAUCCUAAGGAGUUGUAGGGUUGGAGGAGAAUACAGAGAUGGGGAAGGACAAGACCUUGUAAGAAUUUGAAAGCAUCAGAGAUUAUGAGAAUUUUAGAAGCACAAUGUUGCUUAAUUGACAACUAAUUCAGGUCAGCAAGAAUGGAGUUAAUGGGUGAACUGAGUUAGGACAAGGGGCAGGGGGGGAAGCAGAAGAUUUUUGUUUAACUUAUCGUAGUUCAUGGAAGGUUGAGUGAGGGGGGAUGCUAAGAGUGCAUUGGUUAGUUAAUCGAGAGGAAAAGCCCUGGAUGAGUGUUACACCAGUAGUUGAGCUAAAGCAAUUGUGCAAUUGGAUUGUGAAUGUGUGGCAAAGAAUAACACCAGGGUAAAAACUGCCUGGUUCAAUCAAAUGGUUGCCAAGGUGAGGGAUAGUGGGUGGCUCCAGAAUGGAAUUGUAACAUGUGCUGUUGUAUUUGUUUUGUUUUUCUUCCCUUCUGUGGCUAUAAAAUUUCUACUCUUCUAGUAGUGGAUGUUAAACAAAUAGUAAUUUGGUAGGAUAUUUUCGCUUGAAUGGCCAUGAGGUAGAGCAGAAUGUCAUCACUGCAUUUGUAACCUGAUACGGUGUUAAUCAGAUGAUGUUGAGGGGAGAGCUACUGAUGAGAAGUAGAUGGGCGAGGUACAGGAUAUUUCAGGUUUGGUAGGCAGCAGAGAUAUGGCAGGUGUGGGAAGAGAAGCCAGAGGUGUGGGAAGGGAAGCCAUUGCAGUGAUUCUCUGGCAGCAUAAAUAAGAAUGGAAUCAUAUGACUGCAAUCCCACCCAGAUGGAUGGCCGAUAUGUUUUGGAGGAGGAAGUUCCAGUCAUUUAAAUAAAGAUUGAAAGCAGAGAAGAAGAACGAGGAGGCUUCAGUUACCUGUAUCAGGAUUACAUACAGGCUCAAUCGAAAUUUUGAUAAGGCUUAUUUUAGUCUUGCAAUUGGGGCUUAAACUUGAAUAGAGAGAUUCAGCCAAUGAGUUCAAAAAAGGCUUGGUGUGAAUUAAGAAGAUAGUGUACAGGUAAUGGAGAUUAGAUAUGGGAAUGAAGUGAAAUGAGGUAAAGUGUUAAUUCGUGAUGAGGGAUUAUAUUGUCAGUCUGCAAGAAAUAGACAAAAUCUGACGAGAGAAAAUUAAUAAUGUUGUCAAUUAACAAGGGGGCCAGGAGGGGAAUGUGGGUAGUCAGAUAUUCAGUGGAAAACAUUUUAAAUUGACACAUUAAAACAGUUUGGAAAUAGUAAAACAACAUUAUCCUAAGCAGACAGGUCACAAAUAACUAGAGAUGUAGUACGUUUAUCUCGACAUCAACAUUUCUCCUAAAUAGAGUAGCAGCUAUUCACUUCAUCUUUAUUCACUUUCUGUUUUCUGCAACACUGUUUCAAAGCAAUUGCCUUUUCAGUUCUCAGGACAGCUCAGAAUCAAAAGUGGCAU
This is a messenger RNA of Amblyraja radiata (thorny skate), 4770 nucleotides long. RefSeq names its product jerky protein. Lineage: Eukaryota; Metazoa; Chordata; Chondrichthyes; Rajiformes; Rajidae. The transcript is spliced from 3 exons. Gene Ontology annotation, molecular function: DNA binding. Bases 597 to 2354 code for a protein of 585 amino acids. Gene Ontology annotation, cellular component: nucleus. The record is from RefSeq and is a predicted model, not a curated record.